Alosa alosa (allis shad) is the source of this 1094-nucleotide messenger RNA. Its product is annotated as collagen alpha-3(VI) chain-like. The transcript has a single exon. The record is from RefSeq and is a predicted model, not a curated record. NCBI's taxonomy places the organism in Eukaryota, Metazoa, Chordata, Actinopteri, Clupeiformes, Clupeidae. Bases 187 to 945 code for a protein of 252 amino acids.
GUAGUGCCUUCUUUCCCUCUUCAAUAGCAGUAAGCCUUUUCAAAUUCUCACGUAAAGCCGCUAAUUGGAGUUGCAUAGACAUAGCCAACGUAUGAAGCCAGGCAACUUCAUGAAGGGGUGGGGGGUGGCAGGCUGGGUUUACUGGAGCCAUUUCCUUUCAUUUGUAAGCUAGAACUGAUGUGAGGAAUGGCAAGUGGGUUUGCUGUGCUGAAAGAAAGUGUGCUCCGUGCUAAACAUGUCGUUUUCCUUCUAGUUGACCAAACCGCACCCAGAAAGGAUGUUGUAUUCCUGCUGGAUGGCUCUGAUUACACUAGGAAUGCCUUCCCAGCUAUGAAGGACUUUGUUCAGAGGGUAGUGGAGAAGCUAAAUGUGAUGGAGAACAGAGAUCGUGUGUCUGUGGUCCAAUACAGCAGAGACCCAGAGGCCCAUUUCUAUCUGAACACAUACACAGGAAAGGAAGAAACUCUUGACGCUGUGAGAGCUCUGAGGCACAAAGGAGGCAGGCCCCUCAACACCGGGGCGGCUCUCCAGUACGUGAGAGACAGCGCCUUCUCUCCUUCCUCUGGCAGCAGACGGCAAGAGGGUGUUCCUCAAAUUCUAAUCCUGCUGAGCGGAGCGAGGUCUAGCGAUAACGUAGACACCCCAGCCACCUCUCUCAAAGAGAGUGGCGUCUUAAUCUUUGCUAUUGGCACCAAAAAUUCCAGCCGAGAGGUUGAGAAGAUUUCUUCCGAUCCUACCUAUGCCCAGUCUGUGUCAGACUUUUCGGAGCUGCCAAAUGUCCAGCAGCAAUUCCUGGCCUCUGUGAACACUGCUGUCUUGGAGGUAACACAGACAUCACCACCGGUUUUGGGUAAGACUGAUUUAACCAUAUUGCUCCUCAUCUCUUCAGAUAGGCUUUUCUGUGGUGUAUUUAUUCCUUUCUGCCCCCAAUGUAGAGAAAAAUGAACUAUUGUCAGGCCAGCGUGUUGCAUGUCCAGACAUAUCUUAAAACAACCCGAGAGUGAUUUGAGUGCUAGAGUUUCACCCAUACUCUGCAGGCUAAAGUUCUCAUAUGGGUGUGUGUCUGUGCAUUUCAAUACCCUUAGUUGACAGAA